UGGACGUUGAGAUAAAGCCAGGAAUUGGCCUCGGACAAUUCGAGCUUGGCAUGUCUUUGUGGACGGUGCUCGACAUGCUGCGCAAUGAUCCACACUCCUUUCCACAAGUUGAUGUGAAGUAUGAUCCAGACUCACCAAUUAGUCCUGUGAUACUGCAUCUCCGCCCUCAUCUCGACCUCUUAUUCUCGGGCAAGCACCAGCGUUUGCAUACCAUUUGCCUGAAGAAGUUGCAGGAUCCUCAUCCUCCUGCUACUCUGCGAUACAAGAACAUGGUACUAUCAUCCCCUCAAGAAGUCUUAAGAAGGGUGGGUGUCAGCAGGGCGUUUGGGCCCACAUACGCGGGUGAUGAUCUACGUUAUCCUGGUGUAUGGUUCAGCUUUGAGGAGGAUGGGCGUGCCGAUCCUCUGAGACCCACUUCUCCACACCCUGAGGAGAAAAUGCAGGAAGUAAAACGUGUCAUCAUCUCCCAGAAAAGCGCGUCCGAGGAGUCGGAGGACGUUCUCUCCGAGGUCCAAGUGUGUGACGCCAUGUACGGCGACGUCGAGAGUGUCACUGUGAAGGUGCAUGACGGUAUCGCUUUGAAUUUCUACCCUUCCUCUAGUCCGCCGGUACAUGUUCGCAUAGGGAUUACCACGGCGCAAGACCUUACGUGCGAACUGGGGACUCCUAUACGCGUGCAUUAUAGAGAAGAUAACAGGAUGAACAUACAUUCAAAAUCGAAAGAAGAUGACCCAGACGUAGACACUGGGUAUUUUUACAACUAUUUUCAGCAUGGGAUAGAUUUCCUCAUAGGAGGGACUACACAUGUAGUCAAGAAGAUCAUCCUGCACACAAAUCUGCCCGGCACGCCGUUAUUUCAGCGAUACAAGCGCUGUCCAUGGGCGAUAGAAGGACUACCGGAAGAUGACGAGGAUGACACACCACCACGCAAGUGGUUUUACGACCGCUUUGAGGAUAUCAGACAUUUUCUCAGCCCGGGUGAAACCCCGCCUAUAAUGCGCCUGGACCGCACAGACGAGGAAGACGGACUGACCUUGCCAAACUCAGGCACCGAGCUACUGGGCUUCGAUGGUGUUGCACUCGAAGUAGACGAGAGCGCUCAUGUCGUUGCCGUCAUGCUCUUUUAACC
This is a messenger RNA of Phanerochaete carnosa HHB-10118-sp, 1129 nucleotides long. RefSeq lists its product as uncharacterized. The record is from RefSeq and is a predicted model, not a curated record. The coding region runs from base 51 to 1127 and encodes 358 amino acids. Gene Ontology annotation, cellular component: trans-Golgi network. Gene Ontology annotation, biological process: Golgi to plasma membrane protein transport. NCBI's taxonomy places the organism in Eukaryota, Fungi, Basidiomycota, Agaricomycetes, Polyporales, Phanerochaetaceae. The transcript has 8 exons.